Messenger RNA from Linum trigynum, 2346 nucleotides. The record is from the annotation of a GenBank genome assembly. NCBI's taxonomy places the organism in Eukaryota, Viridiplantae, Streptophyta, Magnoliopsida, Malpighiales, Linaceae.
AUGGCAACAAACGCUCUCUUCUCUCUCAUCGCGGCGUUAGCGAGAAUAGUAGGGUUUCUCGCCGCUCCGAUGGUGGCUAUCGUCUCCCCUAGGGUUUCUAGAGUGUAUCCCAGGGAGAUUCCAGCGGAUAUUUGCCGCCUGGUAAAGGAAUUAGCAAUUGUCCCCUCGUUGUUGGAGGGUUGGAAUAGAAUUCUGAAUCGGGUGAUACUCGAUCUGGAGAAAUCAAAAGCUAUCCCGUUGUGGAUGUCGGCGAAUUUCCCUCGGGCUCUUCCGUGGGUGCCUGCAGAUAAUUAUCAAAAGAGUUUCAAAUCAAGUAAAGUCUUGGUGAAGAGUAAUCGCCAAGAGGUGUCAUGGAAUACGGCUCUAUUGAGGCCGGUAGAGAUGUGGUAUUAUUUAAUCACAGAAGCCCAGGGCGACAUUCAGCCUGGGAAUUGUAUUGCGGUUGCUGAGCAAGAACGAGUCCAGUGUGGGAUCUCGAAGAACAAUAGGAGUAACUGUCUACAAGAGAUAGGUAUGCCUAUAAUGGUUUGGAGUUUAUUUUCCUUUUUGUAUCGAUUGUGGUUUUACCCAUUUAUUGGGAUUUUGAGAGUGUGGUUCUUGAAUUGGAGUGAGCAGAUCAUGGAGAACCAGGGCAAUGCCAAGAUGGUGACUCAGGACUCUCAGAAGGUGCAGCAGAUGGAGGAAUCCUUGACAGUGGGGAGUCAGACAGGGCUAGAGAGCCAUGGUGAUCAGAGUGUGCCGAAGAUGCAGAAUACAAUGGCGGUGGUGAUUGAAAAUGAAGAGACUCUGAGGAAGCAGCCCAACAGGGGAGCUAUGGUGCUGGGAUUGAAAGACGAUACUAUGAGACAGGGUAUGGGUAUGGUUGCUGGGAAUCAGGUAGUGGAAUUUACUAUGGAAGAUGUUGCUUCAGGGAUGCAGGGCGUUAAGUUAAGCCUGUUGGGCAGAUUGUUUAUAGAGAAUCCCCCCAGUCUGGCUGUUAUUCAUAAGAUUGUGACGGGGGCUUGGAACUGUAAGGUUCAAGUGAUGGAGGCGGAAAUGGGUUUACUGCAAUUCUUCUUUUACAAUGAAGCAGAUCGGGAUUGGGUGUUGCAGCGCUCUCCUUGGCCAGUGAGGGAUAGGGUGCUCCAUCUUCAGCAAUGGGCGCCAAUUACCAGGGAAUUGGUGAAUUCGUUCGAGAUGAUUCCUUUCUGGGUGCAGAUGUGGAAUAUCCCCUCUCAUUGCCGGACUGUUGCGUUUGGCAGAAGAGUUGCAGGAGCAAAGAUUGGUGAAGUUCUAGAUGCUGGAGUUUUUGCUAUUAAAGGUGAACCGAGUCAUUUCCUCAAGGCAAAGGUUAAGGUGAAUGUGUUUGAGCCUCUCCGAUCUCAGGUAUAUGCUAGUAAUGACCAAAUUGGCGAGUUUUGGGUUACACUGGUGUAUGAGUUCUUACCAUUGUUCUGCUAUCAUUGUGGUCGGCUGGGGCAUAAGGCUCCGCAUUGCUCAUUCCCGGAUCCUGAAGGGGAAGAGCAUUAUGGCCCGGAAUUGUCAACUGACAUUAUAGGGCAUCGCUUGGAUGAACAAACAAAGAUCCCGGUUCAUCUGUUACCGGCAAUGCACAAGACAGUUUGGCUGAAUCCUGCAGUGAAGGUGGGCGGAGUUGGUAAUAUACCGGGCAACGCCACAAGUUUGGAUGCGGAAGGGGGGGAACAGAUGCAGGGAGGGCGAGUUCCCAAAGGUAUCGUUGAGGCUCAAGUGGCGCGGUUGGAGCAAUCUGGAUAUCAGAAACAUGCAAGGGGGCAUCUAGGGGGGUCCAGGAUUGAGGAUUCUGUUCAGGGUCUAAAGAAGCAGAUGGGGCGCGGACUGCCUCAGUGGGAUGGAUAUGCACAUGGGUUUGGACAUGGGAGUCGAGGUCGUGGAGCUGGUAGAUUAUUUCGGGCACGAGGGAAGCCAUAUCAUGGAAGAGGACAGACAGGGCCUAUGCUGAAUAGGGCUGCUGGACAGUAUCAACCAACUGGGGGGGUGACUGCAGGUCGCGAUGGAGCUGCUAGAGGUGCUCAAGAGCAGCCAAUGGGGCUGCAAAAACAUAAUAAACAUGAUGAUGUUGUGUUUAUGCAGGAGCAUGGAACAGGAGGCACUAAUGAGGAGCAAGUAAAGGAUACAAAUGGGACUGUGUUCAAACAGGUCUUCAAGCUGUCACUUGCUGAAGUGGACAUUCCAGGGGAGAAGAAGCGAGUAGCUAAGGAGGUGGAGGGGCUUGCUGAAGAUCCUACUCCGCCUAAGAAGAAUUGCAUAGAUGGCAAAGAUACAGUCAAUGAGAAGAAGAAUUCGGUGGAGGUAGCCAGCCGGGAGUGGCCCCCAAAAACAAAAUGA